Molecule: messenger RNA, 1224 nt
Organism: Moesziomyces aphidis
Lineage: Eukaryota; Fungi; Basidiomycota; Ustilaginomycetes; Ustilaginales; Ustilaginaceae
Source: the annotation of a GenBank genome assembly
AUGUCCAAAAAGUACGAUGUGGUCGUAUUCGGCGCCACGGGCUUUACGGGCCAGCUCGUGUGCAAGUACCUCCUCUCGCAUCCGGAGCAGCGCCCCUGGGCCGUGGCUGGUCGCUCCGCCUCGCGCCUUGCGUCGCUGAAAAAGUCGCUCAACCUGCCCGACACGGUGGGCGUGAUCGAGGCCGAGACGGCCAAGUACGACACGCUUACUGCCAUGACCUCGCAGGCGCGCGUGCUUAUCAACAUCGUCGGUCCUUACCGCCCCUUCAACGCGGUGGCCGUCGUGCGCGCAUGCCUCGAGUCCUCGACGCACUACGUCGACCUCUCCGGCGAGACGGGCUUCAACUCGGACUGCAUCAGUCAGUUCCACGCGGACGCCCAGGCCAAAGGCGUCGUCAUCGCCAACAGCGUCGGCUUCGACUCGCUCCCCUUUGACCUCUCCACCUUCCUCGCCGCCCAGAAGGCCAGGCAGCUCAGCGGCAAGGACGUUGCGCUGGCCGAGUGCGCCUACGAGCUGCCCAAGGACCUUUCGGCAGGCACGCUCGCCAGCGCGGUUUCCAUGGCAUCCGAAAAGCAGCAGAUGUUUGCCGUGCGCGGCGACUGGCUCUCGCCCAUCUCCAAGCCGCACAGUCUCGAUUUCGCCAGCCCCGUGCGCUGGUUCGAGCAGCGCCGCAAGUGGGGUGCGCAAAACACCUUUUCCAUCCACAACACGCGCACCGUCACGCGCACCUGGGGCCUCCUCCAACACCACUCCUCCCCCUCGGCCUACGGCUCCACCUUUGCCUACAAGGAAGGCACGCUGCUGCCCAACCGCAUCGUCGCCUACAUCGUCGCCUACGUCGGCGUGGUCUCGAUCUGGGUGCUCAUGAACAUCGCGCCCAUCCGCGAACUCAUCGCCCGCUCCAUGAAACCCAACUCCGGCCCCUCGGAACACUCGCUCGUCAACUCGAGGCUGCGCGUCGACACGCUCGCCACCGCCACCGACGGCACCAAGGCCAUCUGCAAGAUGUCCGCCAAGGGCCAUCCCGGCUACCUCCUCACCGCGCGCAUGAUCACCGAGGCCGCCCUCACCAUCCUUGCCACCAGCGACCGCGCCCUCCCCGGCGUCAAGGGCGGCGUGCUCACCCCCGCCCUCCUCGGUGCCGACACGCUCGCCGACCGCCUCUCCCAGUUCGCCCACUUCGACAUCCGAACCGAAGCAUACGAAGACGCAAAGAAGCGCUGA